GUACAGAAAACUUCUCUGGUGAAUUCGUUCCAACUUGGAAGCUCACAUGUCCUAUUUCAUCUAUGGACAUACGGCAUUCAAGAGGUGAUAGGACGAUACUUUAACCAGGCAAAAGGUGGGCAAGGGAACAACAUUGCAGUGGAACAAUACAUGCUGCAAUUGAAGCGUAGCAGUGCAAGCAUGGCAAAGCAGAUUGAGCUUCUUGAUGCUUCUCAAAGGAAGCUUUUGGGACAUGGUUUAAGUUCGUGUACUUCUGAGGAACUUCAAGAGACCGAGAGUCAGCUGGUGCGAAGCUUAUCCCUUAUCAGGGGGAAAAAGGCUCAGUUAUGGACGGAUGAAAUAGAGCAUCUAAAAGAGAAGGAGAGACUUCUGUUAGAGGAAAAUGCAAGGUUAAUCGAAAAGUUACCGGCUCAAGAGAAAGGUAUUGUACCCUACAGAAGCCGAAGUAGCCAGGCUUCAGACAUAGAUGUGGAGACUCAAUUGUUCAUCGGACUGCCAGAAAUGCGCUGCUCAUGAAAGAAGUUUUGGCAUCUGCUUGCUCAUGACCAUGUUCUCCCAAAAAUUCGAAGAUUUCUCAAAAUAAGAGGAAAUAAUAAACAAAUGCAUUAUGAUUGUAUAACCAGCUCGUUGAUCACUUAUUCCAUGUGCAAGUUCAUAAAUAGUACUGUUGCUUCCUGUUUGCUAAAAUUUGUCAGCUAGAUGUUUGAAAAUAAUCGUGUUAAUGUUAGCUAUGACUUCAGUACUGUAAUAUAUUUAAUCGAGGGAAUCGUCAAUCUUAAUCAUUUUCGUUCAUUAUGUUAA
Messenger RNA from Carya illinoinensis, 801 nucleotides. RefSeq names its product MADS-box protein AGL42-like. Gene Ontology annotation, molecular function: DNA-binding transcription factor activity. Gene Ontology annotation, cellular component: nucleus. The coding region runs from base 151 to 516 and encodes 121 amino acids. The transcript is spliced from 7 exons. The record is from RefSeq and is a predicted model, not a curated record. Lineage: Eukaryota; Viridiplantae; Streptophyta; Magnoliopsida; Fagales; Juglandaceae. Gene Ontology annotation, biological process: regulation of DNA-templated transcription.